Pseudoliparis swirei is the source of this 3183-nucleotide messenger RNA. Its product is annotated as mucin-2-like. The transcript is spliced from 7 exons. NCBI's taxonomy places the organism in Eukaryota, Metazoa, Chordata, Actinopteri, Perciformes, Liparidae. The record is from RefSeq and is a predicted model, not a curated record. The coding region runs from base 3 to 2522 and encodes 839 amino acids.
ACAUGGACAUUACAUUUUCAUCAACAUCUGCUCCUGAUGAUACUGAGGUUGGAAAUGUUUUGGUGGGAGCAGUUUCAAACAUCUCAGCCUUCAGCGUUGACACAACCUCCAUUUCUGUAACAACUGCAGCACCUACAACAACUACAGUGCCUACAACAACUGCCACUCCGACAGCAACUCUGGCACCUACAACAACUUCAGCACCUACAUCAACAAGUCAUUUACCCACAACAACUCCAGUGCCAAAAACAACAACUGCAGCACUUACAAUAACUCCGGCACCCACAACAAGUCCAGCACCUACAUCAACUCUGGCACCCACAACAACUCCGGCACCUACAUCAACUCUGGCACCCACAACAACUCCGGCACCUACAUCAACUCCCGCACAAACAAGUCCUUUACCCACAACAACUCCAGUGCCAACAACAACUGCUACUCUGACAUCAACUCUGGCACCUACAACAACUCCGGCACCUACAUCAACUCCCGCACAAACAAGUCCUUUACCCACAACAACUCCAGUGCCAACAACAACUGCUACUCUGACAGCAACUCUGGCACCUACAACAAGUCCAGCACCUACAUCAACUCUGGCAACCACAUUAGCUCCCACACCUUCAACAACUCACACACCUACAUCAACUUUGUCACCUACAACAACUCCUAAAACGACAACAACCAGGGCACCUACAAUAACUCUGAAUCCCACAACAACUCCCUCAGCGACAAGAACUAAGGCACCCACAACAACUCAUACACUGACAACAACUCUGGUACUUACAACAACUCCUGAGCAGAUGAAAACUCCUGCACCCACAACAACUCUUGAGCCGACAACAACUACGGCAGCAACAUCAACUCCAGCAACGACAACAACUGCAGCGGUGAUAACAUCUGCAGCGGUGACAACAACAGUGUAUCCUACAACAACUGCCACACCAACAACAACUCCGGUACUAACAACAACUCCUGCGCCGACAACAACACUGUCAUCUACAACAAUUCCCGUGCCAACAACUACAGUGCCUACAUCAACUCCAGCACAGACAACAACUCCGGCACCCACAACAACUCCCUCAGCGACAACAACUGAGGCUCCCACAGCAACUCCCACACCGACAACCACUCUGGUGCCUUCAACAAUUCCCAUGCCGACAACAACUUCUGCCGCGAUGACAACAACGACAAUACCUGCAAAAACUCCAGCACAGACAAUAACUUCCGCACCGACAACAACCCUGGUACCCACAACAACUGUUGUGCCGACAACAACCCUGGCACACAUUACAACUCUUGAGCAGACAACUACUCCUGCACCGACAAUAACUCCGGCACCUAUGACAACUCUCGAGCUGAUAUCAACUAGUGCGCCAACAACAAAUGCCACACCGACAACAAAUGCCACACCGACAACAAAUGCCACACCUAUAACAACUCCCGCUCCAACAACAACUCCAGCGUCGACAACAUCUUUUGUAGCUCCCCCAACAGUUGUGAUCCUCUCAACAAACUUGGAUGAACUAUUUUUAGAGGAACACAAUAACAGAAGCAGCCCGCAAUUCAUUGAGCUUGAGCGAAGAGUCAUAGAAGUGUAUAAUUUCAUCUUCACUCUUGAAUAUGGCGAUCUUUUCAACCACUCUUUUGUUGUUCAGUUCAGCCAAGCUUCAAACCGAACACGAGCGGGUCAAACUAAUGCAAAGGUCGGGGUUGUGUUUGCUAAAACUAAUUCGACUCAAGAAAUCCCUCAGGCUGCAGAUGUUGCAAAAAUCUUAGUAGCCGCUGUGUCGAACCCAAACAGUACCUUCAACAUCACUCUUGAUGCCGCUUCCAUCACUGUACAUCAAACAACUACAUUAAAUUUCACAACUGCAUCCCCCACCAUUGCUGCAACUACAGCUGCCAGAGUUGCAACGACAGCCGACAGUGUUGCAACUACAGCUGCCAGUGUUGCAACUACAGCCGCCAGUGUUGCAACUACAUCUGCCAGUGCUGCAACUACAGCUGCCAGUGUUGCAACUACAUCUGCCAGUGUUGCAACUACAGCUGCCGAUGUUGCAACUACAGCUAAGAGUGCUACAACUACAGUUACCACUACAACUGCUGAAGCAGUCACAACAGCACAAUUGACUUUCAGAUCUCCAGCAGAAACAUUUACAAGUGACUUGUUGAAUCCAUCAUCUGCAGCGUUUCAAACGCGAGCCGCAUUGCUUGAGUCAACACUUGGACCUUUCUAUAAAGAAGCUUUUUCUUCAUUCCGCACCAUCACGGUGAAUUCAUUCAGUAAUGGAUCAAUCAUCCAAAUCAUUGGCCUUGGAUUUUCAUCAACAUCUGCUCCUAAUGGUACUCAGAUUGGAAAUGUUUUGGUCGGAGCAGCUUCAAACAUCACAGCCUUCAGCAUUGACAUCAACUCCAUUUCUGUGGAUGGGACACAUGUUUCAAGUGGAGAAAGCCACAAGAUCAGUCUCACCACCGCAUCCUUCCUUGUGCUGAUGUCAUGGAUCCUCUCAAGCCAACAAUAGCAUCAUUGCUGAAUACCAUUUGAAAUGCCAUUAUUGCAUGACUGCCAUCACUGGCAUGACAAAUGACUUCUUGAUUCUUGUUAAAGAAGCCUUCUAUAGCUUCAGAUACAAUUACAAUAUAAUUGUAUUUUGCAAUGACUUACCAUAUGUAUGACACUGGAUUAGGUUGAUGUUAAUCUGAACAUGUUUCUGGGUGGGAAUGUCCAGGAUCCUUCACUGAGCAGAAUGACACAACAAGACUACCAUUAAGCCCUGAGAUGUAAAAAAAAAAGUGCUCUAGCAAUAUUUAAUUGAAUGACAGUGACACAUGUUUUCUCAUUUGUCACGUCAAAACGUAAACGAAUACAGGUGGCCAAGUGUAAUCAGUUAAAUCAUGCUCAACAUCAUAUUGGAGAGCAUAUUGUAAAGGGAACAUGUGUCUCAAGUUAAUUAAAGGAACAACACUGCAGCUCAUCAUGAGUCGUGUAACCAACCAUGAACCAAAUAGGCCUAGAGUUAUAUUAUCAUUAUAUACAUGGUCAACACAUUGCACUGUCAAUUAGUUUUAUUUAUUCAAGAUGUAUUUAUAUAUUCAUGUAUAGCUGUAUUCUGUGAUUUCUAAAUGUUUGUAGAAUAUUUGUCAGAAACUUUACAAUGAUCAGAAUAAAAAGUCUUUGAAGAA